Trichomycterus rosablanca is the source of this 4719-nucleotide messenger RNA. RefSeq names its product synaptopodin-2. Bases 1 to 4602 code for a protein of 1533 amino acids. The transcript is spliced from 4 exons. Gene Ontology annotation, molecular function: actin binding. The record is from RefSeq and is a predicted model, not a curated record. Lineage: Eukaryota; Metazoa; Chordata; Actinopteri; Siluriformes; Trichomycteridae. Gene Ontology annotation, cellular component: nucleus; Z disc; actin cytoskeleton. Gene Ontology annotation, biological process: positive regulation of actin filament bundle assembly.
AUGAGCGCGCUGUGGAAUUACGCAUGCGUGAAUUUGCGGGGAUGUGCACCCUGGGGCUUUCAACUGCGCCAGACUGACACUGAACCUCACAGACCUGUUCAGGUGCACCAGGUUGAAGAAGGCAGUCAUGCAUCCUUGGCUGGUUUGUGUGAGGAUGAUGAGCUUGUUUCUGUGAAUGGAGUAUCCUGCUCCAACCUCAGCCUUGCAGAGGUUAUUGUUUUCAUCGAGAAUGCCACUGACUGCUUGCAACUAGUAGUAAAAAGGUGCUGUUUACACCCUGAAGAACAGUCUCAUUCUGUUAACAAUACUUUUCAAAUUUGCCCAAUAAAACCCCAGAAGGAGACCUACAGGUUUACAGAGUCACAGGAGAAACAUAAUGGCAAGACAGAUAGUAAUGAUGCCAUCAACACUGUGGUCUGCACCCAGUUUUGUAUCCCAGCUCCAAAGGAGAGCGUUGAACCAGACAUCAAAGUCUCUAGUGAAGUCCCUAGGUUAGAAAUCAUCCCAGGAUCUGUGGUGGAACUGCAGCUGUCACUGGCAAAGACCACCCUAGAGAAGAACACCAGUUGUACGUCACUAGGCAGUGCUCGGGGAGUUGAAGUGGACUUUAACAAUCAACCAAACAAUGAAGAUGACAAUACAACAACCAGUGCUCCUGGCUCCUCCUCCUUCUAUAUACCACUACAUGAGAGACAGCCUCUAGGUCAGCGAGGCGUGCUUGUUAGCUCUCCAUCUGCUUUGCUGGGACAGGUGGACAUUACUUUAGAGCCUAUUGGGAGGGACUCUGAAACGGAAUGGGUGGAGGCCUGUGAGACUGAGGAUAGGGGGGGUAAACAAGUGGAUUACACUGAGACAGAAAGAGGGCACACUGGCCAGGCUGCUACCUCCUUUUCUGUCUCCUUUGGAAUUCCAUCAGAAGAACGGGACUCUGAGUCUGAGAGGGAGCUCAAUCAGCCCAACAAGCACCGGGCAAGGCACGCCAGGCUCCGACGGAGUGAGAGCCUGUCCGAGAAACAGGUGAAGGAGGCCAAGUCUAAAUGCAAGCGGAUUGCUCUUCUCCUGACUGCUGCUGCCCCCAACCCUCAUAACAAGGGGUUGUUGAUGUUUAAAAAGCACAGACAGAGAGCCAAGCAUUACACACUUGUAAGCUACGGAACUGGAGAAAAUGAACCACAAUCUGAUGACGAAGACAACGAAAAUUACAAGGAAGCACAUGCUGUUGAAUUUACAGUUCUAGCCACCAGUGAAACUGAACUUGAUGGGGAUUUCUUAAAAAACUGCUUAGACCACAAGAGCAUUGUAACCUUUGACUGUGAUACUGGACUUCUUGAGAUAGAGCGCAAACUUCACAACAAAGAAGAUAUGAAUGUGCUCCCUGAAACUAAGGGCAAAGGAGCCCUGAUGUUUGCACAGCGCAAACAGCGCAUGGAUGAGAUUGCAGCAGAACAUGAAGACAUGAGAAGUAAGGGGAUCUCUGUUGAGAGUGUGCAGGAUGCUGAGAAGCAUUACCAGCAUCAGCCUUACAUGCAGGCUAAUGAUGGCCAGAAUUACAUGGAUGUAAAUGUGAGCCACCAACAGCAGCACCCGCAGUACCAACAAUAUGAAGACCAUUAUUUUCAUCAUCAGCAACAACAUCAACAGCAGCAACAAUAUCAAGAGUACCAACAGCAAAUGCAAUAUCAACAGCAACAUCAUUACCAACAACAUCAAGAUUACCAACAACAGCUGGAGUUCAAGCAACAGCAACAGUAUAAUCAGCAGCAACAGUACCAGCAACAGGUGCAACAAUAUUCUAAUAAUAUGAAUGGUAUGUCUAGUCACCAAUCCAAUGUAAUGCAAUCAUCAGUCAUUAAUAGAAGUGCCAAGCCAUUUUCAGUACAGAACACGGCAGCAGUCACAUUCUCCCCAUCUGUAACUCAAGAGCAUUAUUCAGAUGGACAAGGAGAACAAAUUGCAUCCAGGGAUGAACGAAUUUCUGUACCUGCAAUCAAGACAGGGAUCCUACAAGAUUCCAGCAGAAAGAACAAAAGUAAGCCCAUGUUUACUUUUAAAGAGCCUCCAAAAGUUUCUCCAAACCCAGUGCUAUUGAAUCUUCUCCAUAAAAGUGACAAAAAGGUAGCCUUUGAUUCUGGUCCAGAGGAGGAUUACCUAAGCUUGGGGGCAGAGGCUUGCAACUUUUUGCAGUCCCCUAAAGUAAAGGACAAAACCCCACCACCAGUUGCCCCCAAACCUCACAUAAACCCAGCUUCCCCACCUUGGUCACCUGAACCAGAAACUGCAGAACAGCAGUUUCCUCAACAUGCUGAAAAUAACGUCCCAGUAUCUGCCAGGGAUUCUGUGACUAAAAUAGAGCCCACAGCCAUACCAGAUCAGGAACCCUCCUCCUCACCUGCUCCUGAACGACAGCAAGCUCUCACUAACCCCCCUUCACAGGUUCAGCCAGAAGCAGUCAAUGCAUGGGGUGUAUCUAAGCCACCCAUGCAGUCAGCUCAGCACACAGACACAUGGCAUGAGAAUCAAUUUCAACCACAAUUACAGGCAAAGCCAGAGCCACCUGUUAGCUCUUGGGGUCUAUCUUCAACUCAAGCUCAUGAGCAGCCACCAGUAAGUGCUUGGGGUCCAGCUGAGGUUUCUUUACAAGCCCAGACACAGAGUCAGUCAAAUAUGCAGCCACCCUGGGCAACCCAGCCCCAAGUCAACUCAGAAGUGCAACCACCCACAUCUAUUCAAACCCAGUCACAACCCCAGCCCGCCUUGGUGCCACAGAGUCAACAUCAACCACAACAUCAACCUCAAAUGAAUACAUGGGCAACAGCUCCAACUCAGUCAACACACCAAACCCAGUGGGCACAGUCUCAACAUCAAGAAGAGGCCUCUGUUAGUACUUGGUCUCAAGAGCCAAAUCAACCACAAGUACAACCACCCUGGGCCCAACAGCAACAAGUAUCUCAGCCAUCGCCACCAUGGACUGCUCCUCAACAGCAUUCUCAGCCCUCUUGGAUUCAGCCUCAAAGCCAGGCACAGCCUUGGACCUCCCCAACCCAGCAGCAAGUACUGCAACAACCACCUGUAAAUACAUGGAACCAACCUCAAAGUCCAGUUCAAGCCCAGCCUCAAUGGGCUCAGCAAGCUCAGCCAUCCCCUCAGCUCCCAUCACAAAUGCAGCAACAUCAAAAUACUUGGUCCUCAGCACCCAGUCAGUCACAGUCAUCAUGGACUCAACAGACUCAAGAACAGCCACAGCAAAUGAUAAGCUCAUGGACACCAGAGCAAAGUCAAGUACCGCCACCCUGGACUCAGCCACAAUCUCCAUCUCAGACACAACCUCAAUGGUCUCAUCAGCCCCAGAAACAGGCACCACCACAAUCCCAUUCUAAAACAGUUUCAAGUGGAUGGACACCAAGGCCCCAGCAAGGUCCAGUUAGUAACACAGCUGCUGCUGAACCCCAUAAACUGGCUCAGCAGGUCAAACCAUGGAGUCCACCUCAGACUAGUCAAACCUCUCCUGCGAAUCGAUUAAACUCAUACACACCUACAUCAAGAGCACCAGCACCAGCAUCAGCAACAAGUAGUAUGUCUCGCACUGGAAUGGGUUCAGCUUUUGAGAUGCCAGCCUUGAAAGGGAAAGGUGCAGAACUCUUCGCCAAGAGGCAAUCCAGAAUGGAAAAGUAUGUGGUGGAUUCCACUACAGUGCAGGCAAAUCAGGCAAGACCUUCAUCCCCUACUCCUUCUUUGCCAGUCUCAUGGAAAUAUUCACCUAAUUGUCGUGCUCCUCCACCUUUGUCAUAUAAUCCACUACAAUCACCCUCAUAUCCACCAGGUGCUACUAAGCAACCACCAUCAUCUAGUACAACUUUAAAGAACAAAAAUAAGGGCAAAGAUAAAGAAAAACCUGCACCCAAACCACUUAAUGUUUUGGAUGUCAUGAAGCAUCAGCCGUACCAACUAAAGUCAUCUCUGUUUACCUAUGGUCCAGCAGCAGAGAAACUUGCGGCAGAAAAUGAGGCAGCUCAAAAGCUUGCAGCUCAGCAAAAAGCUGGGGCCCAAGCCCAACCUCUACCUGAAGCUCAUGCAAUGGCUUCUAGCACUUUAGUCCAAAAUCAGGAUUUAAGAUAUGAUCAGGUUCCUGGGCCCUAUGGCUUCAUGGCUUCGCAUCAGACCCAGCCACCCCAACAGCCUUAUGUUACCUCAACUGCCAUGCAUGAUAGCCCCUAUCACCACACUUCUGAUAGCUAUCAACCCGCUCCCAAUGUCUAUCAACAAGUCCCCUAUGAAUUGCAUAAUCCCCAGCAUGCUUACCAACAACCCCCUUCUAGCCCUUACCAACAAGCACCAAGUCUUUCCUACCAGCAGCCCCCUUCAUAUCAAACUGGCCCCACCCCUCCAUAUCAAACUGGCCCCAAUAUGUCCUAUCAAGCCUCCCCAACAUCAUGCUAUCAACAAGCUCCAAGUUCUUAUGUGAUACCUGCCUGUCCAGUGGCAGCAAGAUCAGAUUCGGCUUCAGGAAGUACCAUUGUUGCUGCACCAAAACCAAAGUUUUCUGCCAAAAAAAGUGAUGCACAAGUGUGGAAACCUGGCACUGCUAAAAGUGCUGAUAACUAGGGCUUACUGGUCAAGCAGGGAAUCAAAACUAUAUACAAAUAAGUGAAAAAGGGUGCAAUAUGUUCUUACAUGUAUAAAACAUGUAUAAAAGCCCAAGGUGGCCUUUGACACUUUUUU